This is a messenger RNA of Gossypium arboreum, 573 nucleotides long. RefSeq lists its product as uncharacterized. The record is from RefSeq and is a predicted model, not a curated record. The transcript is spliced from 4 exons. The coding region runs from base 1 to 573 and encodes 190 amino acids. Lineage: Eukaryota; Viridiplantae; Streptophyta; Magnoliopsida; Malvales; Malvaceae.
AUGGAUCUGAUGAACCGUAUAUUUCAGCCGUAUUUGGAUCAAUUUGUUGUGGUCUUCAUUGAUGAUAUACUUGUUUAUUUGAAGACAGAAACAGAGCAUGAUGAGCAUCUCAGAACAGUGUUACAGAUUUUGCGGGAAAAGCAAUUGUUUGGGAAAUUAAGUAAAUUAUCAGCGGAAGGAAUCAAAGUUGAUCCGAAGAAAAUUGAAGCCAUAGUUCAAUGGAAAGCUCCAAGGAAUGUGUAUGAGCUCAGUAUCACUAAUGAUGGAAAUCUGUUAGACGAGUUAAAAGUAAAACCGGUAAUAUUUGAGCAGAUUAGAGCAGCUCAGUUGGGAGAUGAUAAGUUGGUGAAGAAAAGAGAGAUGAUACAGAGUGGUACAGUAGAGAACUUCAGUAUUGAUGCACAUGGAUGCUUAAGGUACCAAGAUCGAGUUUGUAUUCUAGAUAACUUUGAAUUGAAAGAACUAAUACUUCGAGAAGCACAUGAUGGCUCAUUUGCUCUACACCCCGGAGAUUCAGUACCUGUACCUUGUGGGAUCUCGGGAGCCGGUGAAGGAGUAGGAGGAGGAGCUUGA